Molecule: messenger RNA, 776 nt
Organism: Racocetra fulgida
Lineage: Eukaryota; Fungi; Glomeromycota; Glomeromycetes; Diversisporales; Gigasporaceae
Source: the annotation of a GenBank genome assembly
CGAAAAAGAUUGUACCAACAAAAUCAACUAACCAUCCUACCCAAAAAGACAUCAAGUUGGCUUAUAGCCUUGUCGCUGAUGACUUAUUUGAUUCCUUUCGACAAAUGGAAAUAGGGCAAAGUGUAAAAUUAGGAGUCUUGGGUGUUUUUACCAAGUCCCAACGAAAAUAUGAUCUUGUUGGUUUAGAUGGAAAAAGACGUACUGGCUCCCGCUACAAAUUUAACUUUCGACUAUUUCCCAACAAUAAUCACGAGGUUCAAGUAUCUAAGGAAGAACCAAUUUUUACUAUUAAUCCGGCCUUAAUUCCGCUGGUUUCCCACUUUAUGUCACUGCUUCCUUCGAUUAUCGAACCCAUUAUUGGGCAAAAAAUCCCUCCCGUUAUAGCUGGCGGUGCUGCGGCCGAGUUUGAAAAAAUCCUCCGUGCCAAUGGUGAUGAUUUGCGAAAAGCACUGGAUUUUUUAAACAAGCUUGGUGAUGGGCUGUUAAAAAUUGAGGAUAGGGUCGGCAAAAUCGAGGAAGUUCUUAACAACUCUUCGCAACAACAAGGAAUAAUCAACGAACGAUUAACCGGCCUUGAUAACAAAUUUCAAAAUGUUCGCUUAACUCACGAACAUCGGGAAACGAAAUCCUUAGAAUAUAAAGAACCGCCUCGCCACUUGUUACGACAAGAACUAAACAAAAUUAAUGCGAGUAGCCAACUUCUGCCUAAACUCGUUGAGGAAAUGGCCAAAACUAAUAAUUUCUUAGCAGAAUUCGGAAAAGCCAUCCAAGAAUGA